Messenger RNA from Gadus morhua (Atlantic cod), 1511 nucleotides. It is a transcript of the gene ing4, whose product is annotated as inhibitor of growth family, member 4. Gene Ontology annotation, biological process: regulation of DNA-templated transcription; positive regulation of apoptotic process. Gene Ontology annotation, cellular component: nucleus. Bases 75 to 824 code for a protein of 249 amino acids. Lineage: Eukaryota; Metazoa; Chordata; Actinopteri; Gadiformes; Gadidae. The transcript has 8 exons. The record is from RefSeq and is a predicted model, not a curated record.
GUACCAGAGAAUGGCGGCAGCCAAUCAAAACCUUUCCUCCGCUGCCGGAAAAUGUGUUGUUUACAUUUUCCAAGAUGGCGGCGGGAAUGUACCUGGAACAUUAUUUAGACAGCAUAGAGAAUUUGCCAUUCGAAUUGCAGAGAAACUUCAAUUUGAUGCGGGACCUAGACCAACGGACAGAAGAUCUUAAAGGACAGAUAGACUCCCUGGCCAAGGAGUACACUUCCAAUGCCAGGACUCUUUCUUCGGAGCAAAAGCUCUCCAUUCUGAGACAGAUUCAGCAGUCAUACAGUAAAUGCAAAGAGUUUGGUGAUGAUAAGGUGCAGCUGGCAAUGCAGACAUAUGAGAUGGUUGACAAGCACAUCCGACGGCUGGAUACAGACCUGGCCCGUUUCGAAGCGGACCUGAAGGAGAAACAGAUUGAGAGCACUGACUAUGACUCCACUUCCAGUAAGGGAAAGAAAACUGACGCUAGGCAAAAGGAGAAGAAAAUGGCUAAAACUAGGUCUAAAGUGAAGAGCUCGGAUGAGGAUGGCAGUCCCAAGAGUGCACAGAAGAAAGUCAAACUCCUCCAACCAGGAGAGUUCAAUGCUCCAGCUUCCAACUUUGGCAACGUGCAUCCUUCAGAUGUGUUGGACAUGCCUGUGGACCCCAACGAGCCCACCUACUGCCUGUGCCACCAGGUCUCCUAUGGGGAGAUGAUUGGCUGUGACAACACUGACUGUUCUAUCGAGUGGUUCCAUUUCGCUUGCGUGGGUCUGACAACCAAACCACGUGGGAAAUGGUACUGUCCACGCUGCUCUCAAGACCGAAAGAGAAAAUAAAAUGACUUUGUUAGUGAAACAAUGGAAUGCCGGGAACAGAUUGAAUAGAUGGAAAAUGGCUGGAAUAGUAUUUUCAACAUUAGUUAUUAGUACGUUUUACAUAUUUCUUAAUGUUUGGUGCUUUAUUGGUUAACAUUUUUGAUGGCCGUGGUCUGAUGCAGUGUAUGAAGGAGACUAAUGGUUACAACUUUAUUUAAAAUUUCAUAUUUGAAAUGGUUGACUUUCUUUUUUAUUUACUUUGGUGCUCAUUGUAAUGUUUUGUUGUAGGUAUUUUUUGUUUUUUUACAUUUUGUUAUACAAAUGAAAAAUAAACACUACAUUUUCCCCUAAUAGUUAGACAUUUACAAAUGCCCUAACACUAUCAAUAUUGCCGUGUAUGACUACACAAUUCUUUAAAAAAACUUUUUCAAUUAAUAACUUUAAUUUCUAUUUUACAUGAAUGCCUAUGUUAAGCUCUAGCUUUUUUGGAAUGACAAUGAGUAGGAUGAAAAAGAUAAGACCAAUGCUGCAUUUUGAUAGUAUUAGUCAACUGAAAUUGUCCUUUUAAAGAUUUGAUUGAGUGUUGUAUGGAAAAUAAGACAUUUCAUGAGGGAAGUAUUGCCAUUCCUGUAGCUGAAACAUUUGUACUAGGGAGAGGGUGUUGGUUAUGUUUUCAAUUAUUUGAAUACAGCUACUACCUCAACAAUG